This is a messenger RNA of Penicillium atrosanguineum, 861 nucleotides long. Its product is annotated as putative formin binding protein. Gene Ontology annotation, cellular component: precatalytic spliceosome. Lineage: Eukaryota; Fungi; Ascomycota; Eurotiomycetes; Eurotiales; Aspergillaceae. The transcript has 2 exons. Gene Ontology annotation, molecular function: zinc ion binding; RNA binding. The coding region runs from base 1 to 861 and encodes 286 amino acids. The record is from RefSeq and is a predicted model, not a curated record. Gene Ontology annotation, biological process: mRNA splicing, via spliceosome.
AUGGCCGAAUACUGGAAAUCAGCACCGCGCCAUUGGUGCAAACAGUGCAAGGUCUUCAUCCGCGAUACACCCUUCGAAAAGACCCAGCACGAGGCGAGCGGGAAACACCAGUCCAGCCUGAGGCGCUUCCUCCGCGACAUCCACAAGAACAAUGAAAACCAACAAAAAGAAACACAGCGAGCGAAAAGUGAGGUUGAGCGAUUGCGCAAGGCCGUCGGAGGCGGGUCCUCUGCAUCCUCCGCGUCCAGCGACCCAGCGCCUAAACGCGCCGCGGCACCAGCGCCCAAGCCUGUCAGUGUAGAUGAAAGGAAGAAACAGAUUGCACAACUGGCUGAAAUGGGUGUUGCAGUCCCGGAGGAGUAUCGUGGCGAUAUGGCCUUAGCCGGUGACUGGCAGACGCUCUCAGAAACCAAGGUCGAUACAGAGGGACUGGAGGGCGCUGCUAAGUCCAUUGGUGUUCGCAAGCGCAAACAUGAUGGGGACGAGGAGGAUGAACAUAUUCCGGAGCCAGUCGCGAGGCUAGGGUGGGGGUCGAGAAUGAAGACAUACCCUGGUGCGCAGGACGAGGACGAGGAUUUGGACGCUCUUCUUGCGUCUACAAAAGAUAUCAAAAAGACAAAACAAUCUGCACCUUCAAUCGCAAAACAGGAGCCAGAAGAGCAGAAACAGGAGCCUGCCUCUGUCGUGAAGACAGAGGAUGAAGCGCCCGACUCGAAGAGCGCGGGAGCAGAUGAGUCGCUUCAAAUUAAAACAGAAGUGCCCAUAGAGGGCUCUGCGCUUUUAGCGGACGAAGAACCGCCAGCCGAAGACGAGACAGGCCCUAUUUUCAAGAAGCGCAAGCCCAAGGUCAUGAGGAAAUAA